AUGGGUCCUCCUCCAGCGUUUGGAGCCACUCCUCCCACGCUCCCUGCUUGGCCUUCGCAAUGGCGAAAGAAUCGCGAACGGUUACUCCAAAAAAUUCCGGAGUGGCAGUUUAGAGCUCAUUACAGGCUGAAUAAGGAAGAGUUCCACUCGUUGUGUGACGAGCUCAGGCACAAUACCAGUUUAAAAGGUUCGAAAACAACUUCACUGGAACUUAAGGUGCUGACAGCAUUGAACUUUUAUGCCAUGGGUUCAUAUCAGAAAGGUGUUGCUAAUGAGGUACAUAUGAAUCAAAAAAGUGUAAGUCGGUGUAUCAGAGAGGUGACAAAAGCUCUGAAUGAGAUUUCAAAUAAAUGGAUACAAUUCCCACAAACAAGCACACAAAGAACUAAAAUUAAGCAAGGAUUUUAUACUAAGUUUAAUUUUCCUGGUGUAAUUGGUGCCAUUGAUUGCACCCAUGUGGCCAUAGUUCGUCCAGCUGCAGAUGUACUUUGUUUUUAUAACAGAAAAGGCUUUCAUUCUCUUAAUGUCCAAAUGGUAUGUGACAGUGAUCUCAGAAUCACUAAUGUUAAUGCCAAGUUUGGUGGUGCAAGUCACAACAGUCAUAUCUGGGCAAGUAGCAGACUGCAAAGCCAUAUGGAGGCUCUGCAACUAUCUGGCAAGUCAGUUUGGUUGUUGGGUGACAGUGGUUACCCUCAAAGGAGCUACCUUGUGACACCUAUUCUGAAUGCAGAACCAGGAUCUAGAGGAGAGAACUACACUAGAGUGCAUGUCAAGGCCCGAAACUGCAUAGAAAGGGCAUUUGGUUAAAUAUAGAUCUUGAUAUUUGUUAGCUCAGCGUAUCCUUUAUUAUCAGCAUAACAUGCUCAUAGAUUCAAGAGGAACUCCUACAGAUGAUGCAGAAGUACUUUUGUCCACUGCUCUUACACAACCAACUGUUGUUGAAAACGGGCUGGAUGUGAUUGUGGGGCGGGCUGUUAGGAAUAGACUAAUUAUUGGCAGUUUUUAGUUUGGUUGAAGAAGCCCACACAAUAAUGUCU
This is a messenger RNA of Papilio machaon (common yellow swallowtail), 1037 nucleotides long. Its product is annotated as putative nuclease HARBI1. The transcript has 6 exons. The record is from RefSeq and is a predicted model, not a curated record. Lineage: Eukaryota; Metazoa; Arthropoda; Insecta; Lepidoptera; Papilionidae. The coding region runs from base 1 to 807 and encodes 268 amino acids.